Messenger RNA from Linnemannia hyalina, 1524 nucleotides. Lineage: Eukaryota; Fungi; Mortierellomycota; Mortierellomycetes; Mortierellales; Mortierellaceae. The record is from the annotation of a GenBank genome assembly.
AUGCUUCGCUCUCUUUCCUCCACUGCCGCCGUUUUCGCCAAGCGUGCUGCUGCCCCCUCUAUCGCCACCCGCGUCCUCUCGCGCGGUAUGGCCUUCCCUGCUGGUCAGAAGGAGCUCCUCAACCGCAGCCUCAAGGAGCAGGACCCCGAGAUGUUCGAUAUCAUUGAGCGCGAGAAGAGGAGACAGCGCGAGUCCAUCGUCUUGAUCGCCUCCGAGAACUUCACCUCCCGCUCGGUCAUGGGUGCCUUGGGAUCUAUCCUCCAGAACAAGUACUCUGAGGGUUACCCCGGUGCUAGAUACUAUGGUGGUAACGAGCAGAUCGAUAUGUCUGAGCGUCUCUGCCAGAAGCGUGCCCUCGAGGCCUUCAACUUGGAUCCCAAGGAGUGGGGCGUCAACGUCCAGCCCUUGUCCGGUGCUCCCGCCAACCUCUACGUCUACGGUGCCCUCAUGAAGCCCCACGACCGCCUCAUGGGUCUUGACCUCCCCCAUGGUGGACAUUUGUCCCACGGUUACCAGACCGACACCAAGAAGAUCUCGAUGGUCUCCUCCUACUUCGAGACCUUCCCCUACCAGAUUAACCAGUCGACCGGUGUCAUUGACUACGACGCCCUCGAGAAGAACUCUAAGCUCUACCGCCCCAAGAUCAUCAUUGCCGGUGCCUCGGCCUAUCCUCGCGAGAUCGACUAUGUUCGCAUGCGCAAGAUUGCCGAUGACUGCGGUGCCUACUUGAUGUCCGAUAUGGCUCAUAUCUCUGGCUUGGUCGCUGCCGAUGUCUUGAAGUCGCCCUUCCCUUACUCUGACAUUGUCACAACUACCACCCACAAGUCCCUCCGUGGCCCCCGCGGUGCCUUGAUCUUCUUCCGCAAGGGUGUCCGCAAGACCGACAAGAAGGGCAACCAGAUCAUGUACGACUUGGAGAACCCCAUCAACGCCUCUGUCUUCCCCGGUCACCAGGGAGGCCCCCACAACCACACCAUCGCCGCCUUGGCCGUUGCCCUCAAGCAGACCAAGGAUUCCACCUUCAAGGAGUACCAGCAGCAGGUUUUGAAGAACAGCAAGGCCUUUGCCACUGCCUUCACCAAGCUCGGUUACGAGAUGUCCUCGGGCGGUACCGACACCCAUUUGAUCUUGGUCGACCUCCGCUCCAAGGGCAUUGACGGUGCCCGUGUCGAGCGUGUCCUCGAGUUGGUCAACAUUGCCUCGAACAAGAACACCGUUGCCGGUGACAAGUCUGCCAUGGUCCCCGGAGGUAUCCGUGUCGGAACCCCCGCCAUGACCUCCCGUGGUUUGAACGAGAAGGACUUUGAGCAGGUUGCUGGCUUCAUCGAUCGCGCUGUCAUCAUUGCCAAGGAGGCCAACAGCAAGGUUGGCUCCAAGAAGGUCAAGGACUUCAAGGAAUAUGUUGCCGACGGCAAGAACAUCCCCGAGAUCGAAACUCUCCGCAAGGAGGUCGAGGCCUUUGCUCGCAAGUUCCCUACCGCUGGCUUCAGCGAAGACGAGAUGUUGCCCCAGUACCGCAACUAA